This is a messenger RNA of Centruroides sculpturatus (bark scorpion), 1263 nucleotides long. RefSeq lists its product as uncharacterized. Lineage: Eukaryota; Metazoa; Arthropoda; Arachnida; Scorpiones; Buthidae. The transcript is spliced from 2 exons. The record is from RefSeq and is a predicted model, not a curated record. Bases 649 to 1104 code for a protein of 151 amino acids.
UAAAUACGAAUUGCGUAUCGUAAUUUUAACUAAAAUAUACACUCGAAACCGGAUGGACGGAGACGGCAUUCUGAAGUAUGAGAUGUUUCUUCGACACAUCUGGGACGUCAAAAAUUUCGCCCUUUCACCUCCGACUUCUCCAUUGAAUCUAUGUAUUAGUUACAACGCUUUUCAAUGGCUUACUUUGCGAGAAUUAAAUUGUCUGCAGCUCUGUACCACUUAAAACACAUCUAAUACACUUAACAGUUAUCUAUACAGGCUGGACACAAAGAAUUCUUUUCCUUAAGCUGUUUGUCUCUUUCCACAAUGCGGUCUUUUCUGAGUGCAGUCCAUCUUCCACACUUACGUAACCCUCUGCAAAUGCUUUGUGCCACUUAAACGUCGACUCUCGUGCGCAAUUUCCCUCUUAAAUGCCGUCGUUGCGUUUAGGUGACGCACGUUAGGGUAAAUUGCUCUAGAACGAAAUACUUGUUACGACUUGGGCUCGAGAUCGAGUACGAGUGCCUUUUGCGCAUGGCUACGUGCGGCGUGUUUACUUUUCUGUCGUACAAAUACAAAUUACACGUAAGAGAGUUUAUUCGUUCCGGGUCGGUCGUCUCUACUGCAAAUGCAGUUCGAACGUUCUAGCAAUUUCCGAUAGGAUCUAACAUGAGCUACACGAAUUCCGAUCCGUCAAUGAAGAGCUGGCGGUUUUGGCGUUGGCUGCGGCCCAAGAAGAUGAAGAAGUGUGAAGGGCGUUCUCCUUCCGCAAUAGAUGAAGAGAGGGUCUUUUCCCCCUUCGAGCGGGGAGAGGAACUCUCUUCCAUCGAUUGCGGAAGGGGUUCUUCCUUCACGGGAUCGCCUUCGGGAAUAGCGGAUGUCGACAGCAUUCUCUGUUCCGCGUUGAACGGAGAGGAGACAUUUCGCCAUUCGGACGUGUUCCGAAAGGUGAAAUGUCUCCAUGUUGACGACAUCAUCUUUGACGCACUGGGAGGGGAGGAAUGUUUCGAUCAUUCCUCCCUUUUCCAACGAGUGGGAUCCUCUCGUUCGGUGUGGGCAAAGAUGGAAAGGAAAAAGCGUCGCUUCGUAAGAGAAGUGAACGACUUUUUCCUUUGCUAUUUCUGAAGGAUAUUACUAACCUAGGAUAAGAAGGCAAGAGGUUUUUUUCGUUUGUUUUUUCCUCUUGUCAUACUAACAACAUUUAAAUUUAAGGUUUUAGUUUCAAUUUACUAACGUAGGAUAAGAAGGCAAGAGGUUUUUUUCGUUUGUUUUUUCCUCUUGUCA